Messenger RNA from Rhopilema esculentum, 2492 nucleotides. The record is from RefSeq and is a predicted model, not a curated record. NCBI's taxonomy places the organism in Eukaryota, Metazoa, Cnidaria, Scyphozoa, Rhizostomeae, Rhizostomatidae.
AUGUCAUCCUAUUCUAGAGGCAGAAAAUUGACAGUGUCCGAUUUCAUACUUGAAGAGGAUGAAACUCUCCCUGCUGAAAUCUUGAAUCAUGAUAUCUCCUUGAUGUAUCCAUUUGUUACUGAAGAAACUGUCAAUAUAGUUUCUAGCAUGGUUGAUGACCUGAAGGAUGACUGGAUGUGUGUUACUUGCAAAAUUUCUGUUUAUGAAAACAUGAUUGCCUGUGUUUAUUGUGAGCAAUGGUAUCACUGGAGAUGUGCUGGAAUCCAUGAAGAUGUUGGUGAAAAUGAUUGGUUUUGCUCUGUCUGUGUUAAUAGUUCUGUCAUCUGACCAACUUGAGAGUUACAAAAUUUGUAAUUAUGUUCAUAUACCACGUUAUGGUCGUACCUGACCACCAAAGAGACAACUACUCCUAUUUCAGAAAUUUGAAAUUGAUAAGCAUACCAAGUAUUUACCCCAUUUGAAAUGAAUAGUAGCAUGUUGAAAUCCUUUACUGCUACUGUGGUUGUGGUAAAUGUUACCACCUCGGUAUGGUCGUACCCGACCACCACAGAGACAUCUACUCCAAGCAUACCAAGUCUUUACCCCCAUUUGAAAUGAAUAAUAGGAUGUUGAAAUCCUUUAUUGCUACUGUGGUUGUGGUAAAUGUUACCACCUCGGUAUGGUUGUACCCGACCACCACAUAGACAUGUUUUAUAGGCAUAGAAGGUAAAAACUAAAAAACCAAUAUGUGAAUAAAAGUAUAAAAUCCAAAAUAGAAAAAUGAGAAAAAAGGAGAUAAGGAGUAGUCACUACCACCUUGUCACAGCCUCAAACUCAGAAGGGGGGUGGUUGUGUGUGCCCUUGUAUGUUUUGAGCAAUUAGCUUGUAAGUGGGCAGAAAAUGAUAAAAAAGCAACUCAUCAGCCAGAAACCCAAGAGGGACAUUUCGGGGCUUUAAUUUGGUAUGUCCAUUUCUCGUAGGCGCCCCUCGCAAUCCUGCGUCCAGGAUCACGGUUGCAAAGGUCAGGAAAAACAAAUAAAAAAUAUAUAUAUUAUAAAGAUCAACAAAAAGUAGCAAUCAACACAGAGUGCUUACUAAAGUAGGACUGUAGAGUGUACGGAGGCAUUUUAAUUGAGUGGGUAAAGAGGAUAAACAUGGUACGGUGUGGCUCUGGGAAUAAAGGGCUGGGAGAAAUGGGAAGGGUUAAAAGUAUCACCUGUGCAUAACAGCAUAAAGUUAGAGUUGGAGGGGUUGAAUGUGGCUAUGGGAAGGGCGUGCCAAAUGGGUUGGGUAGAGGAAGAGAGAGGGUACCUAAUCUGGGAAUGGGUUUGUAUGUAUAGAAUGGAUGGAGGACAGGGCUGUUGAAAGUUUGGAACAAGGGGGGGGAGGGAUGCCUAAUCUGUUUCAGGGGCCCUAUUUGAGGCCCCAAUUAAUUACUGUAAACUUUGUAUUUCGACAUGUGCAUGUUUCCUUGUAUCAGACGCCACAAUAUCGUUGUCCAUAGAGAAUGUAGCGAGAUUAUUUGUGGAAAAAUGUUUGUUUUUGUUAUAGUAACAGUUAUAUCAACGAGCUAUAGUAACUACUCAAGGCAUACCAAGUCUUUACCCCCAUUUGAAAUGAAUAGUAGGAUGUUGAAAUCCUUUAUUGCUACUGUGGUUGUGGUAAAUGUUACCACCUCGGUAUGGUUGUACCCGACCACCACAGAGACAUCUACUCCAAGCAUACCAAGUCUUUACCCCCAUUUGAAAUGAAUAGUAGCAUGUUAAAAUCCUUUAUUGCUACUGUGGUUGUGGUAAAUGUUACCACCUCGGUAUGGUCCUACCCGACCACCACAGAGACAUCUACUCCAAGCAUACCAAGUCUUUACUCCCAUUUGAAAUGAAUAGUAGCAUGUUGAAAUCCUUUAUUGCUACUGUGGUUGUGGUAAAUGUUACCACCUCGGUAUGGUCGUACCCGAUCACCACAGAGACAUCUAGUCCUAUUUCAGAAAUUUGAAAUUGAUAAGUAAGAUUUAGAUUAAUGUAUUUUUUUGCUUAAUAACCUGUUUUAAAUGAGUUGUGUUGAGUCAUAUAAAAUAAAUUUUUGUGUAUUGGACAUUUGUAUAUGUUAGCAACGAUUCACCAUCAAGUCAUACUAGAUAGUUUGAUAAAAAAAAUCGAAAUUCACUUUACUGAAUCGAAACUCAGGCUACGAUAUAUUUGAUAAUUUCAAUUUGAAAGCUCUGUAAUGUGGUAAUCAGAAAAUAUCUUGCAGAGUUGCGCUAAAAAGAAAUUUUCUAUGUGGAAUCCAAGUAUCUGAUCACACCUAGAGAAGCCCCCUCCUUUUCUUGAAACUUGAGAAAAAUUGCAAUCAGGGUUGCCAUAUGGGAUAUUUCAAUCCCAGAUUUGAGAAAAUUUGGGAUUAUUUGAAAGCCUUUGGGAUUUAAAAUUUAAUUGGGGGUUUGGAAGUGAUUUUGGGAUACAUUCGGGAUUAUACAUAAAAUGAGUCAACAAGGAAGGAAAUCUGAAGGAAUG